Messenger RNA from Sitodiplosis mosellana (orange wheat blossom midge), 1414 nucleotides. RefSeq names its product cilia- and flagella-associated protein 298. The transcript has a single exon. The coding region runs from base 307 to 1182 and encodes 291 amino acids. Lineage: Eukaryota; Metazoa; Arthropoda; Insecta; Diptera; Cecidomyiidae. The record is from RefSeq and is a predicted model, not a curated record. Gene Ontology annotation, biological process: regulation of cilium movement.
UCUAAACGGAGAAAUUUAACACAAUGUUAGUUCCCCUGUAUUGUGCAGUUCAAAGUAUGUGGCCAAUCAAACGUUUGCCCUAGUUCCACUUAAAAUGUUUAUCUAUAUGGAAUUGAUGAAGUGAAGUAAUAGUUUAUCAUAAACCUAUUGACUUCUCGAACGCUCUAGUUGCUACGUUCUACAAGCGUACUUGCAUUUGUGUCACCAUGGAAACAAAAUAAAUUGUUUCAAACGAAAUCUCUAGUUCAUAUUGAUCGUAUUAAUUUUGUAAACAUCGGACGUAAAUUUGGUUGAAAUUUUUAGAAAAUGGUUCUGCUUCACAUAAAACGUGGCAAUGAAUCGCAGUUCCUCUACGAGACCACGGUUGCAACAUCGAUCACGAAAUUGAAUAAGGAGAUCGUUGCGAUAUACAAUGGUCGUUUGAAAAUCGGUCGAAUUUGUAGUGAAAUGGAGGAAUUGGCAAAACAUGGUCCAAUGUUUCCACCGGAAAUCCUGGGCUUAGCCGACGAACAAGUUGACGAGUUAAAAUUGGUUGAUAAUUAUGCUGAAACAGUUGUACCAUCCGGUGGUUGGACAUAUAAUCGGGAUCCAGUGGGACGUCGCAAUGGUCGUCAACCGCAGGAGAAAAUGCAGGAAGUGUUGCUCAAAGCUGUCAACGAUGCAAAAGAUAUGGUAUCAAAGAAAAUGGUCGGUGAAAAUAAGCCACUUACGCUAAAGCAAGUGCAAAAUGCUAUUGGAAUUUUGAGAGGUGCCGUGACGAUUGUUUAUCCAAUGGAUAUACCACCACACGACUCAAUUCGCAUGGAAUUCACAAAUACUGAAGAUUUAAGUGGCAGCCAAGCAUCUCUUGAAGUCAUAGAACCAUCAAAAAUGCAGCUCUGGUUUGCCGGUCGUCAACUGUUGGAAGAUAAAUUAUUGAGUGAUUAUUUGGGCAACAACGAAAAAUGCAAGAGUAUUUUGAAAAUUGUGAAGCAUGGCGAAGGUGCACCAGGACGGGAGUCAGUUUUCGACGAAGAAGCACGCAAAGAAAUAAUGCUGCAACAAUAUCGUCGGCAGGAGGAACUGAAACGUCUGGAAGAGGACGAAGAUGAUAGCUAUUUGAAUUCAAAAUGGGCGGAUAACACCAAUCUCAAGCAACAAUUGCACGGAAUUCAAAAUAUCAAUUUUCGUGUCGGCAAAUAACUGUAUAGAUUAGAGCGCACGUUCAUCAGAGAAGAAAAAAAAACAGCAAAAUGAUUCGGAAUCUAUGUGUUUAUUCAAUAGUAUCGUUUGCACAGAAAAAAUAAACAAGUUUGUAUAGGAUAUACAGUAAGCUCAGCGUCAGUUUUCAAUACGCAUAUAAAUCUCAAAGGCAGUCAAAAUAACGUGAUUGACAGCUUGUUUUGCUAACCCACAUUCCACAUUUCUUAUUAUG